This is a messenger RNA of Letharia columbiana, 477 nucleotides long. RefSeq lists its product as uncharacterized. The record is from RefSeq and is a predicted model, not a curated record. The transcript has a single exon. The coding region runs from base 1 to 477 and encodes 158 amino acids. NCBI's taxonomy places the organism in Eukaryota, Fungi, Ascomycota, Lecanoromycetes, Lecanorales, Parmeliaceae.
AUGAUCCUCCCUGGUCGCUCUCUCAUCCCCAAAAUCAUCAGCAACGUUCGAUCCCCCAGAAUCCAAGCGCAACCCUGCAGGGUGGAUUUGACGCUCAAGCGCAUCGAGACUCGGACUUCGCCUGGCGUUAUUGACCUGGACAACAGCCAGCGCGUGAAGGCUACUACAACUCACCGCCGGUACUUGAAAGGCCAUCAUCGGCCCGAGUAUUCCACAUCGCAGGCCGAGACACGCUCGUCACCAUCCUCAUUAGGACCUAACGAGGGUGACGAGCAAGACGGUGGCAUACUCGAGACCGUGCUUUUCAGCUCUGGAUCCUACCUCGUCGAAUUCAAUGAGAGCGUUGAUGUGCCUUUGGACUUGAUGGGACGGAUCUUUGUGCACAGCUCGCUAUUUCGCUUGGAAGCAUUACUGAGUGCAGGCGUGAUGGACAGUGGGUACAAAGGCGGUGUAGGAGCUAUGCUGCAAGUGCUUUGA